GAGAUCAAAAUAUGAAGAUAUAAAAAUUUGUCAACAAUUUCUUUCCAAAUAAAUAGAAAAGAUCGUUACUUCUUCCCAACAGAGUUCACUUCUUCUCCUUUCCGCCUCACGCCGGUCACGCCCCGCCCUUCACAGUCCGUUGUUUUCCCUUCUGAAAAAGUUCAUCCCCCGCCGGCAGCCUCACGCGGUUCAUUCCGCAUCUGCCUCAAUCUGCCACCUCCUUCCAUCAUUGCCACGCUGCAGGAGUAACUGUCUAGAUUGUGUGAAAAGGGAGAAAUAAGAAAAAUGUUUUUCCACAUAGUACUGGAACGAAACAUGCAACUUCACCCUCGCUACUUUGGUCGUAACCUUCGCGAAAAUCUUGUUUCCAAGCUCAUGAAAGACGUCGAAGGCACUUGCAGUGGUCGACAUGGAUUUGUGGUGGCGGUUACAGGGAUUGAAAACAUUGGGAAAGGGAUAAUUCGUGAUGGGACAGGGUUUGUGACAUUUCCCGUUAAGUACCAAUGUGUUGUCUUCAGACCUUUUAAGGGAGAGAUCUUAGAAGCUGUUGUUACCAUGGUGAACAAGAUGGGAUUUUUCGCUGAAGCUGGACCAGUUCAAAUCUUUGUUUCAAACCAUUUGAUUCCAGAUGAUAUGGAAUUCCAGUCUGGAGACAUGCCAAACUAUACUACUUCAGAUGGAUCAGUUAAGAUCCAGAAAGAUAGUGAAGUGAGACUAAAGAUAAUUGGGACUAGAGUGGACGCUACUGAAAUUUUCUGUAUAGGCACCAUAAAAGAUGAUUUCUUGGGUGUGAUCAACGACCCUACAGCAGUUUAAAGGCACCUUUCUGUACCCUUCUAUCGAGUAGCUUCCAUGUCAUGGACUGUUACAUCUGAAAUAUCAUAUAGCUUAAGACUUAAGUUACCGAAUCGACAUAUAGUUUACUUUUAUUGAUGUAUCAAAUUAUCUUAUGUAGUUUGUAUUUGUCAACUACCUUUGUACUGCAGCGAAAAUUGAUUUCGUGUCAUCAUUUUGUUGAAGUUAAUCUUGGCUUCCGAAAUAUUAGCAACAUAUAAA
Messenger RNA from Vicia villosa (hairy vetch), 1056 nucleotides. Its product is annotated as DNA-directed RNA polymerase II subunit RPB7-like. The record is from RefSeq and is a predicted model, not a curated record. The transcript has 7 exons. The coding region runs from base 286 to 816 and encodes 176 amino acids. Gene Ontology annotation, biological process: positive regulation of nuclear-transcribed mRNA poly(A) tail shortening; transcription initiation at RNA polymerase II promoter; DNA-templated transcription. Gene Ontology annotation, cellular component: P-body; RNA polymerase II, core complex. Lineage: Eukaryota; Viridiplantae; Streptophyta; Magnoliopsida; Fabales; Fabaceae. Gene Ontology annotation, molecular function: single-stranded RNA binding; single-stranded DNA binding; translation initiation factor binding.